Molecule: messenger RNA, 16421 nt
Organism: Mauremys mutica (yellowpond turtle)
Lineage: Eukaryota; Metazoa; Chordata; Testudines; Geoemydidae
Product: IgGFc-binding protein-like
Exons: 37
Coding region: 1-16341 (5446 amino acids)
Molecular function (GO): protein binding
Source: RefSeq, a predicted model, not a curated record
AUGGUUGGCGGCCUGGCGAUGAAGGAGACCCUGAAAUGGCUCGUAGAGCAGCAGAAACAGACCCAGCAAGCCCUGCAGACUUUCCAGCAGGCACACCAAGCAGAAAGACAGGCCGCUUUGGUCUGGCAGGCCAAGCAACAGAAAAGCCUGCAGGACUUCAUCCGGGAGCAAAGCAAUGUCCACGGGUGCAGGAGGUGCUACCACAGUGGAGCACCCAAAGGGAUACACAUCUGGAAGAAUCUCAGUUACUGCACAGGUCUUUGCAGAGCAAGUUUCCGUGGGAAAGAAUUCAUUACGGUCUUCAUGCAAAACCAUGUCGAAAGUGUCGAAGCAGAUUGCAAGCUCUUCAUCACUGGUUACCAUGCCUCCACUACGGUUACUGUGACGGUGAACAAGGGUACGUUCCGGAAAGUGACGCCUGUUGGAGAAGGACAGACGGUGACCGUGCAGAUCCCAGCCUCGGUAGAGAUGUUUGGGAGCAAAAUAUUUGAUAGCACCAUCCUGAUUCAGGCUGACAAAGACAUCUCUGUCCUGUCUGUUAACUCAAAGCCCAAUUCCAUCGAUACCACUGUAGUGUACCCCACUGAGAAGUUGGGUACUGUAUAUUACAUUGUAACUCCCCCUGGCAAAUAUGGAGGCACCUACAAAGAGUUUGCUGUCGUAGCAGGGCAGGCUCCCACUACAGUUGAUAUUUACUUGAAAGGGGCUGUAAUGUUCAAAGGGUGGAUCUAUGCUGCUGGGCGUAAACUCACUGUUACCCUCGCUCCCUACCAAGCCUUGCAACUGCAAAGCUCUGUGGAUUUAUCUGGCACUAAAAUCAAGUCUCGGGAACAUGUGGCCGUCUUGACUGGGCACAGCUGUGCUGAACAAAACACUGUUUGUGAUUACGCUGUCGAGCAGCUCCUGCCCGUCUCCAGCUGGGGCAGCACAUACAUCGUCCCUCCUCUGUCCUUCCAGAACAAGUAUGACAUUGCGUACAUCAUCGCCUCCCAAAACACUCGCAUUGACUAUCAGUCAGGGCCCACACGAGCUUCCCGCAACAUAUUGGCUGGGCAGGUUGUUCAAUAUAAAGUCCGAGUCUCUCACCCACUUUACAUCUCUGCUGGUGCCGGCAUCCAGGUUCUUCUCUUCUUCACUGGUGCUAAUAAUGGGAAAUCCACGUAUGACCCGUUCCUCAUCAACAUCCCACCCGUCACAAACUACUGCCACUCCUACCACAUUGACGGGGUGAAGGAUUUUGAGAACCGUGUGCUGAUCGUAGUCAAGAGCUCAGAGUCCAGCAGGAUCACCUCUGAUCAGAGAGCCAUAGGAAAUGUCCAGUGGAGGCAGAUCCCCGGCACGGAGUAUUCUUGGGGAGAGUACAGCUUCGGAACAAAGAUUAGUGCCCUUUCCGUACAGCACCCGACCUCUCCCUUCGGUCUGCUGAGCUUUGGAGGGGGGGAGCACAGUGGAUAUGGCUCAGCUGGCCUUUGUGCACCCAGUAACCCGGCCCUGUCCUGCAGCACUGUUCAAUGCAGGAAGAAAGAGUCGUGUCAGAUUGUAGAUGGCCGCCCGGAGUGUGUGGCUGAGUCAGAAUCCACCUGCUGGGCUCAGGGAGACCCACAUUAUCACACCUUCGAUGGGCGGAAUUUCGACUUCAUGGGCACCUGCACCUACACCAUCGCCAAGACCUGUGGCUCAGACUCAACUCUCCCGUCAUUCAGUGUCAAGGCCAAGAACGACAACAGGGGCAACACGCGUGUUUCCUAUGUUGGUUAUGUGACGGUUGAAGUCUAUAAUGUCACUGUCUCAGUGGUCAGAUCUGAGACUGGGUUUGUGAGGGUGAACGCCCAGCGCUCCCGCCUUCCCAUCUCCCUGCUCGAGGGGAAGCUGAAGGUGUAUCAGAGUGGAGGUUCUGUGGUCAUUGAGACUGACUUCUCCCUGAGGGUCUCCUAUGACUGGAACAGCUACCUGGUGGUGAAGAUCUCCAGCAGCUUCUCGGAGAGCAUGUGCGGCCUGUGUGGCAACUACAAUGGGGAACCUGGGGAUGACUUUGCCACCCCCACAGGGGCACUGGCUGCCAGCCCCGUGGAGUUCGGGAAAAGCUGGAAGGUGGAGGACGGGGACAGGUUCUGCUGGGACGACUGCCACGGGGAGUGCAAGAGCUGCUCCCCAGAGCUGGUUGGCAGGUACAAAGCUGAGCCCUUCUGCGGCUGGAUCACCAAAGAGGCGAGUGGCCCCUUCAGCCAGUGCCACUCCGUGAUCGACCCCAAAAUCUACCUGGACAACUGUGUCUAUGACUUGUGCAUGAACGACGGCCUCAAGGAGAUGCUGUGCCGGGUGCUGACGAACUACGCUGAUGCCUGCCGGAGAGAGGGGGCGGCCAUCUCCGACUGGAGGACACCCACAGGAUGCUCUCUGCCCUGCCCGGAGAACAGCCAGUAUAAGGCUUGCGGCUCUGCAUGUCCUGCCACCUGCAAUGACCAAGCAGUCCCUAACAACUGCUCCUCACCCUGCGUGGAGACCUGCCAGUGCAACAAGGGCUUCGUGUUGGACGCUGGGAAAUGCAUCCCCAAGGCUGGAUGUGGGUGCGAGUUCCAGGGGCGUCUGUAUGAUCUUGGAGAGCAAUUCUGGGGGGACAGCACCUGCACCAGACGGUGCCUCUGUGACCCCCAAACCAGGCAAGUGAGAUGCCAGGCCACAGGGUGCAGGACUGGGGAACAGUGCCGGGUAGAGAAUGGCAUCCAGAACUGCUACCCCAGCAGCUAUGGAACCUGCUCAGCUUCAGGGGAUCCUCACUACAUCAGCUUUGACGGGAAGAAGUUUGACUUCCAGGGCACCUGCCUGUAUCAGUUUGCCGGGCUGUGCAUCAAAAGCCAGGACCUGGUGGAUUUCCAGGUCCUAGUUCAGAACGACCAUCGGGGCAGCCAAGUCGUGUCCUUCACCAAAGUUGUGCAGGUCAAAGUCUAUGAGGUUGACAUUGUGAUCAGCAGGGAAAACCCCGGCAGAGUCGUGGUGAACAGCGUGCUGAUCAACCUACCAUAUAGCACCAACGACAGCAAGAUCUCCAUAUACCGGAGGGGGCAGGCAGCAGUGGUCCAGAUUGACUUCGGUCUCACCGUCACCUUUGACUGGCAGGGCCAGAUCACUGUCACUGCUCCAAGCACCUACGCUGGAGCCGUGUGCGGUCUCUGUGGGAACUUCAACGGGGACAAGGGUGAUGAGUUGACCACGAGGGGCGGCACAUUGGCCCCAAACCCAACGGUCUUUGGGCAGAGCUGGAAGGUGAAGGAUAUCCCCGGCUGUGUGGAGAUUACCAAGUACGAGUGCUCAGAUCUAGAGGCUGUUGAGAGACGCCAAAGAGGAAUGAAUGGGGAGUGUGGGAUCCUCCUAGACAAGAGCGGCCCCUUCCGAGAGUGCCACAGCAAAGUCGACCCCGAGGGCUACUUCCAAGACUGCGUGUACGACUAUUGCGUCUUCAAAGGCCAACAAGCUGUGAUAUGCCAGCUUAUCACCAGCUAUGCCACAGCCUGCCAUGCUGCUGGGGUGACUAUCUAUGCCUGGAGGACCAACUCCUUCUGCAGUCUCUCCUGUGCCCAAAACAGCCACUAUGAGGUCUGUGCCCGGGGCUGCCAGUCGACCUGCAGCAGCCUCUACGCCCCAGUUCAGUGCUCGGCCCAGUGCUGGGAAGGCUGCGUGUGUGAUGAGGGCUUUGUGCUCAGCGGUGAUGAGUGUGUUCCUAUAUCCCAAUGUGGAUGUGGCUACCUGGGAUUUUAUUAUAAGGCUGGGGAGACUUUCCACCCAACAUGCCAGGAGCAGUGUGUGUGCCAGGCCAGCGGAGACGUGGUGUGUAAGGGGUUGUCCUGCCGCCCUAAUGAGGAGUGCAAGCUGGUGAAUGGCAUCCGGAAAUGCCAGCCUGUCGGAUCUGCAACAUGCUCCGCAGCCGGGGACCCCCACUACCUCUCCUUCGAUGGGGUCGCCUUUGAUUUCCAAGGCACCUGCACCUACAUCCUGGCCAAGACCUGCGCUGAUGCCGGGAACCUGACGUCCUUUGCCGUGAAGGUGGAAAAUGAGCCCUGGGGCAAUGGGAAGGUGUCUGUCACCAAGCUGGUGUCCGUGGAGGUCUAUGGGCUCACGCUCACCCUGCUGCAGAACAAGAAGGGGCUUGUCAUGGUAAAUGGGGUGUCCCACAACCUCCCUGUGGUCGUGGCCGAUGGGCAGCUCCAAGCAUAUCAGCACGGCGGGAACGUGCUGGUGCAAACGGACUUCGGCCUCACCGUGAGCUACGACCUGGUUUACCACGCCAGAGUCACCGUCCCAGGGAACUACCAGGGCCAGACGUGCGGCCUAUGCGGGAACUACAACGGGCGUCGGGACGACGAGUUCCUGCUCCCCGAUGGCAGGGCGGCCCCUAACGUGGCAGCGUUCGGUUCCGCCUGGAAAGUCCCAGUCCCGGGGGUGGCCUGUGCUGACGGAUGCACCAGGGACAACUGCCCGGUCUGUGAGGAGAGGAAGAAGGACAUCUUCAAACAGCGCAACUACUGCGGGCUGCUCACGGCCCCCGAUGGCCCCUUCACUGCCUGCCACAGCACGGUCAGCCCCACUGUGUAUUUCAACAACUGCCUCUAUGAUCUGUGCCUGGGCAAUGGGGACUCCCAGGUCCUGUGCCAGAGCAUCCACAGCUACGUGACGGCCUGCCAAGAGGCCCGGGUCACCAUUCAGCCCUGGAGGAGCGCCUCCUUCUGCCCUCUGCCCUGCCUGGCUAACAGUCACUACGAGCUGUGCGCCGACCUUUGCACCACCACCUGUGCCAGGAUCACCGACGCCAGGAAGUGCCCAGAUACCUGCGCCGAAGGCUGCCAGUGCGACGAUGGCUUCCUCUUCGAUGGCCAGGGUUGCGUUGCUCUGCAGAGCUGUGGGUGCUUCAACAAGGGGCUAUAUUACAAGCCCAACCACACGGUCCUGAAGAAGAAGUGCCAGCAAAGCUGCACCUGCAUUCCUGGCCAAGGAUUCACCUGUGAGGCCCACAGCUGUGCCAGUGAUGAAACCUGUGAGAUCAGAGAUGGAGUCAUGCAAUGUAUCAACAAAGAUCCUUGCAAAGUUCUGAAGUGCCGGACCAAGGAGACGUGCAAGAUCAAGAAUGGCCGUGCAACUUGUGUUCCCAACUUCAUUGGAACCUGCUGGGGCUGGGGGGACCCGCACUAUCACACCUUUGAUGGGCUGAACUUUGACUUCCAGGGCACCUGCACCUACACCCUGGCCAAGUACUGUGGGACUGACCCCACCCUGGUGCCCUUCACCAUCAAUGAGAAGAACGACAACCGGGGGGGGAAUCAGGCUGUCUCCUACGUGCGCCUGACCAACAUCUAUGUCUAUGGGUACAACAUCGCUAUCUACAAGAAGGAAGUUGGGAAAAUCAGAAUCAAUGACGUGACCACCAGCUUGCCGGUGACCCUUGAAGAUGGUAAAAUCAAGCUCUACCAGAGCGGUCUCAAUGCUAUCCUGCAGACAGACUUUGGUCUGCAGGUGUCGUAUGACUGGAACUGGCACCUGAUCAUCACCCUCCCCAGCAGCUAUUAUGGGGCCAUGUGCGGCCUUUGUGGGGAUUUCAACCAAAACCGUGGAGAUGACAUGACAUCACCCAACGGUACAAGAUUCUCCUCCAUCGUGGAUUGGGCCAAGGGCUGGAAAGUCAAAGACCGGGACCCUUUCUGCUGGGAUGUUUGCAAAGGGAAAUGCCCAACGUGCGAUGAGAGCAAGAAGGAGACCUAUGGGGGCAAUGAAUAUUGUGGUUUGAUCAGCAAAGCACCGGGAGGGCCCUUCAGAGAGUGUCACCCCAAAGUGAGCCCGGAGGACAUUUUUGACAGUUGCAUCUACGACGUGUGUCUGAACGGGGGAGCCAAGAACAUCCUGUGCCAGGCGCUGGAGGCCUACGCAGCCAUCUGCAAGAAACAGGGCAUCACCGUCUAUGACUGGAGGACACCAUCCGGCUGUGUCCUGCCCUGCCCUGAGAACAGCCACUACGAGGCCUGUGGAAACGCCUGCCCAGCCAGCUGCUCUGACCGAACUGCCCCCUCCUCCUGCCAGGAGCCCUGCGUGGAGACCUGCCAGUGUGACAACGGUUAUGUCCUGAGUGCCGGCCAGUGUGUCCCCGUGGGGAGCUGUGGCUGUGACUACAAUGGCCGCUACUAUAAACCCAACGAGGAGUUCUGGGCUGAUGAGAACUGCCGCUCUCGGUGCAGAUGUGACCCCAGCCUGGGCAUGGUGGUUUGCCAGGAGACCAGCUGCAAAGCCAGUGAGAGAUGUGCUGUUAUCAACGGGGUCCGUGACUGCCACGCAAUCAGCUACUCCACGUGCACAGCCUCUGGGGACCCUCAUUACACCACCUUUGACGGGAAAAAGUACGAUUUCAUGGGCACCUGCAUCUACCAGCUGGCUGGGGUCUGCUCCGAGGACCCCACGCUCACCUCAUUCAACAUCAAGGUGGAGAAUAACAACCGCGGCAGCAAGGCCGUGUCCUACACCAAAACGGUGACCUUGGAGGUGUACGGCAGAAGCAUCACUGUGAGCCAGCAAUAUCCCCGCAAGAUCAAGGUGGAUGGAGUCUUCAUGGACCUGCCGUUCUACCAAGAGGAGAAGCUACAGGCCUACGUCAGCGGAUCCCACAUCGCCAUCAAGACCGCCUUCGCCCUGACGGUGACCUUCGACGGGAGCAGCCUGGUCCGGGUCACCGUGCCCAACACCUACACCAACGCCCUCUGCGGCCUCUGUGGCAACAACAACCAAACUGCCAGUGACGACCUGACCAUGAGGGACGGGAGCCGGGCGGCGAACGCCAUCCAGUUUGCAGAGAGCUGGAAGGUGGGGGAGGUCCCUGGAUGCUUGCCCAGUUGCACCAAGGACUGCCCAGUCUGCAGUGAGGCUCAGAGACAACCCUACAAGGGAGAUGGGUACUGCGGGGUCAUCACCAGAGGGGACGGGCCGUUCAGAGAGUGCCAUGAGGUCAUCGACCCAGCCCCCUUCUUUGACGACUGCGUCUUUGAUACCUGCCAGUACAAGGGUCACCGUGACGCUCUCUGCAGCGCGAUCAGUGCCUAUGUGACAGCCUGCCAGGCCAAGGGCAUCCAGAUAGGACAGUGGAGAUCGGCCUCAUUCUGCAGUGCCACCUGCCCUCGUAACUCCCACUACGAGCUCUGUGGGAACAGCUGCCCUGCCACCUGCCAUGGCCUCUCAGCACCGGACGGCUGUGAUGCUCCCUGUGCUGAAGGGUGUUUCUGUGACGCCGGGUUCCUCCUGAGCGGAGACCGGUGCGUCCCCGUUGCGCAGUGCGGCUGUGUGCACCAGGGCAGGUACUACAGGAAGGGAGAGGAGUUCUACAUCAGCGCCUCCUGCCAGGAACGGUGCCGGUGCCAAGACAGCGGGGUCGUCGAGUGCCAGGAGGCCUCCUGCGGAGCCAAUGAGCAGUGCAGGGUGGAGAAUGGAAUCCUAGGCUGCCACGCCAUGGGCUGCGGCAAAUGUGUGGUGUCUGGUAAUCGACACUAUCUGACCUUUGACGGACGGGCCUUUGAUUUCCAGGGCACUUGCACUUACAGCUUAGCCAGAGUGUGCAGCAGUGACGCUGGGCUGGCAAACUUCUCCGUGGUGGUAGAAAAUGAGAGCUACGGUAAUGGGCAAGUGUCAGUGGCACGGCUGGUGGUGGUCUCCGUUCAUGGUUACACCGUCACCAUGGAGAGGGGAAGGAAGUGGAAAGUCACGGUGGACGGGGUGUCUCACAACCUCCCUGUGGUCGUGGCCGAUGGGCAGCUCCAAGCAUAUCAGCACGGCGGGAACGUGCUGGUGCAAACGGACUUCGGCCUCACCGUGAGCUACGACCUGGUUUACCACGCCAGAGUCACCGUCCCAGGCAACUACCAGGGCCAGACGUGCGGCCUGUGUGGGAACUACAACGGGCGUCGGGACGACGAGUUCCUGCUCCCCGAUGGCAGGGCGGCCCCUAACGUGGCAGCGUUUGGUUCCUCCUGGAAAGUCCCAAUCCCGGGAGCGGCCUGUGAGGACGGAUGCUCCGGGAACAGCUGCCCGGUCUGCAAGGAGACAAAGAAGGAUUUCUUCAAACAGCGCAACUACUGCGGGCUGCUCACGGCCCCCGAUGGCCCCUUCGCCGCCUGCCACAGCACGGUCAGCCCCACUGUGUAUUUCAACAACUGCCUCUAUGAUCUGUGCCUGGGAAACGGAGACUCCCAGGUCCUGUGCCAGAGCAUCCACAGCUACGUGACGGCCUGCCAAGAGGCCCGGGUCACCAUCCAGUCCUGGAGGAGCGUCUCCUUCUGCCCUCUGCGCUGCCCGGCCAACAGUCACUACGAGCUGUGCGCCGACCUCUGCACCACCACCUGUGCCAGGAUCACUGACGCCAGGAAGUGCCCAGACACCUGCGCCGAAGGCUGCCAGUGCGACGAUGGCUUCCUCUUCGACGGCCAGGGUUGCGUUGCUCUGCAGAGCUGUGGGUGCUUCAACAAAGGGAUAUAUUACAAGCCUAAUGAGAUGGUUCUGACCAACAAGUGCCAGCAAAACUGCACCUGCAUUCCUGCCCAAGGGGUGACCUGUGAAGCUCACAGCUGUGCCAGCGAUGAAACCUGUCAGAUCAGAGAUGGAGUCAUGCAAUGCAUCAACAUAGAUCCCUGCAAAGACCUGACAUGUCGGGCCAAGGAGACGUGCAAGAUCGAGAACGGCCAUGCCAUGUGUGUUCCCAACUUCAUUGGAACCUGCUGGGGCUGGGGGGACCCGCACUAUCACACUUUCGACGGGCUGAACUUCAACUUCCAGGGCACCUGCACCUACACCCUGGCCAAGUACUGCGGGACCGACCCCACCCUGGUGCCCUUCACCAUCGAUGAGAAGAACGACAACAGGGGGGGCAACCAGGCUGUCUCCUACGUGCGCCUGACCAACAUCUACGUCUACGGGUACAACAUCUCCAUCCACAAGAAGGAAGUUGGGAAAAUCAGAAUCAAUGACGUGACCACCAGCUUGCCGGUGACCCUUGAAGACGGUAAAAUCAAGCUCUACCAGAGCGGUCUCAAUGCUAUCUUGCAGACAGACUUUGGUCUGCAGGUGUCGUAUGACUGGAAUUGGCACCUGAUCAUCACCCUCCCCAGCAGCUAUUAUGGGGCCAUGGGCGGCCUUUGUGGGAACUUCAACCAAAACCAUGGAGAUGACAUGACGUCACCCAACGGCACCAGAGUCUCCUCCAUCGUGGAAUGGGCCAGGAGCUGGAAAGUCAAAGACCGGGACCCCUUCUGUUGGGAUGUUUGCAAAGGGAAUUGCCCAACGUGUGAUGAGAGCAAGCAGAAGAUCUACGGGGGCGACGAAUACUGUGGUUUGAUCAGCAAAGCACCAGGAGGGCCCUUCAGAGAGUGUCACCCCAAAGUGAGCCCGGAGGACAUUUUUGACAGCUGCAUCUACGACGUGUGUCUGAACGGGGGAGCCAAGACCAUCCUGUGCCAGGCGCUGGAGGCCUACGCAGCCAUCUGCAAGAAACAGGGCAUCACUGUCUAUGACUGGAGGACACCAUCCGGCUGUGUCCCAAUCUGCCCUGAGAACAGCCACUAUGAGGCCUGUGGGAACGCCUGCCCAGCCAGCUGCUCCGACCAAACCGCCAACUCCUCCUGCCGGGAGCCCUGCGUGGAGACCUGCCAGUGUGACAACGGUUAUGUCCUGAGUUCCGGCCAGUGUGUCCCCAUGGGGAGCUGUGGCUGUGACUACAAUGGCCGCUACUACAAACCCAGUGAGGAGUUCUGGGAUGAUGAGAACUGCCGCUCUCGGUGCAGGUGUGACCCCAGCCUGGGCCUGGUGGUUUGCCAGGAGACCAGCUGCAAGGCCAAUGAGAGAUGCGCCGUGAUCAACGGGGUCCGUGACUGCUACCCAAUCAGCUACUCCACGUGCACGGCCUCCGGGGACCCUCAUUACACCACCUUUGAUGGAAAAAAGUAUGAUUUCAUGGGCACCUGCAUCUACCAGCUGGCCGGGGUCUGCUCUGAAGACCCCACGCUCACCCCGUUCAAUAUCAAGGUGGAGAAUAACAACCGCGGCAGCAAGGCCGUGUCCUACACCAAAGCGGUGACCUUGGAGGUGUACGGCAGAAACAUCACUGUCAGCCAGCAAUAUCCCCGCAAGAUCAAGGUGGACGGUGUCUUUGUGGCCCUGCCUUUCUACCAUGAGGAGAAGCUACAGGCCUAUGUCAGCGGAGCCCAAGUCCUCAUCAAGACCGCCUUCGCCCUGACGGUGACCUUCGACGGGAGCAGCCUGGUCCGGGUCACCGUGCCCAACACCUACACCAACGCCCUCUGCGGUCUGUGUGGUGACAACAACCAAACUGCCAGUGACGACUUGACCAUGAGGGACGGGAGCCGGGCGGCGAACGCCGUCCAGUUUGCAGAGAGCUGGAAGGUGGGGGAGGUCCCUGGAUGCUUGCCCAGUUGCACCAAGGACUGCCCAGUCUGCAGUGAGGCUCAGAGACAACCCUACAAGGGAGAUGGGUACUGCGGGGUCAUCACCAGAGGGGACGGGCCGUUCAGAGUGUGCCAUGAGGUCAUCGACCCAGCCCCCUUCUUCGACGACUGCGUCUUUGAUACCUGCCAGUACCAGGGUCACCGUGAUGCUCUCUGCAGCGCGAUCAGCGCCUACGUGACGGCCUGCCAGGCCAAGGGCAUCCAGAUAAGGCAGUGGAGAUCGACCUCAUUCUGCAGCGCCACCUGCCCCAGUAACUCCCACUACGAGCUCUGUGGGAAUGGCUGCCCUGCCACCUGCCACAGCCUCUCGGCGCCGGACGGCUGCGACGCCCCCUGUGCCGAAGGGUGUUUCUGCGACGCGGGGUUCCUCCUGAGCGGAGACCGGUGUGUCCCCGUCGCGCAGUGCGGCUGUGUGCACCAGGGCAGGUACUACGGGAAGGGAGAGGUGUUCUACACCAAGGCCUCCUGCCGGGAGAAGUGCCAGUGCAAAGACAACGGGGUGGUCCAGUGUUGGGAGACCUCGUGUGCAGCCAACGAGCAGUGCAAGGUGGCUGAUGGCGUCCGGAAAUGCCAGCCUGUCGAAUCCGCAAUGUGUUCUGCUGCCGGGGACCCCCACUACCUCUCCUUCGAUGGAGUCGCCUUUGAUUUCCAAGGCACCUGCACCUACAUCCUGGCCAAGACCUGCGCUGACGCCGGGAACCUGACGUCCUUCUCGGUGAAGGUGGAGAAUGUGCCCUGGGGUAAUGGGAAGGUGUCUGUCACCAAGCUGGUGUCCGUGGAGGUCUACGGGCUCAUGCUCACCCUGCUGCAGAACAGGAAGGGGCAUGUCAUGGUGGACGGGGUGUCUCACAACCUCCCUGUGGUCGUGGCCGAUGGGCAGCUCCAAGCAUAUCAGCACGGCGGGAACGUGCUGGUGCAAACGGACUUCGGCCUCACCGUGAGCUACGACCUGGUUUACCACGUCAGAGUCACCGUCCCAGGGAACUACCAGGGCCAGACGUGCGGCCUGUGCGGGAACUACAACGGGCGUCGGGAUGACGAGUUCCUGCUCCCCGAUGGCAGGGCGGCCCCUAACGUGGCAGCGUUCGGUUCCGCCUGGAAAGUCCCAAUCCCAGGAGCGGCCUGUGAGGACGGAUGCUCCGGGAACAGCUGCCCGGUCUGCAAGGAGACAAAGAAGGACUUCUUCAAACAGCGCAACUACUGCGGGCUGCUCACGGCCCCCGAUGGCCCCUUCGCCGCCUGCCACAGCACGGUCAGCCCCACUGUGUAUUUCAACAACUGCCUCUAUGAUCUGUGCCUGGGCAACGGAGACUCCCAGGUCCUGUGCCAGAGCAUCUACAGCUACGUGACGGCCUGCCAAGAGGCCCGGGUCACCAUCCAGCCCUGGAGGAGCGCCUCCUUCUGCCCUCUGCGCUGCCCGGCCAACAGUCACUACGAGCUGUGCGCCGACCUCUGCACCACCACCUGUGCCAGGAUCACCGACGCCAGGAAGUGCCCAGACACCUGCGCCGAAGGAUGCCAGUGCGACGAUGGCUUCCUCUUCGACGGCCAGGGUUGUGUUGCUCUGCAGAGCUGUGGGUGCUUCAACAAAGGGAUAUAUUACAAGCCUAAUGAGAUAGUUCUGACCAACAAGUGCCAGCAAAACUGCACCUGCAUUCCUGCCCAAGGGGUGACCUGUGAAGCUCACAGCUGUGCCAGCGAUGAAACCUGUCAGAUCAGAGAUGGAGUCAUGCAAUGCAUCAACAUAGAUCCCUGCAAAGACCUGACAUGUCGGGCCAAGGAGACGUGCAAGAUCGAGAACGGCCAUGCCAUGUGUGUUCCCAACUUCAUUGGAACCUGCUGGGGCUGGGGGGACCCGCACUAUCACACUUUCGACGGGCUGAACUUCAACUUCCAGGGCACCUGCACCUACACCCUGGCCAAGUACUGCGGGACCGACCCCACCCUGGUGCCCUUCACCAUCGAUGAGAAGAACGACAACAGGGGGGGCAACCAGGCUGUCUCCUACGUGCGCCUGACCAACAUCUACGUCUACGGGUACAACAUCUCCAUCCACAAGAAGGAAGUUGGGAAAAUCAGAAUCAAUGACGUGACCACCAGCUUGCCGGUGACCCUUGAAGAUGGUAAAAUCAAGCUCUACCAGAGCGGUCUCAAUGCUAUCUUGCAGACAGACUUUGGUCUGCAGGUGUCGUAUGACUGGAAUUGGCACCUGAUCAUCACCCUCCCCAGCAGCUAUUAUGGGGCCAUGGGCGGCCUUUGUGGGAACUUCAACCAAAACCAUGGAGAUGACAUGACGUCACCCAACGGCACCAGAGUCUCCUCCAUCGUGGAAUGGGCCAGGAGCUGGAAAGUCAAAGACCGGGACCCCUUCUGUUGGGAUGUUUGCAAAGGGAAUUGCCCAACGUGUGAUGAGAGCAAGCAGAAGAUCUACGGGGGCGACGAAUACUGUGGUUUGAUCAGCAAAGCACCAGGAGGGCCCUUCAGAGAGUGUCACCCCAAAGUGAGCCCGGAGGACAUUUUUGACAACUGCAUCUACGACGUGUGUCUGAACGGGGGAGCCAAGACCAUCCUGUGCCAGGCGCUGGAGGCCUAUGCAGCCAUCUGCAAGAAACAGGGCAUCACCGUCUAUGACUGGAGGACACCAUCCGGCUGUGUCCCAAUCUGCCCUGAGAACAGCCACUAUGAGGCCUGUGGGAACGCCUGCCCAGCCAGCUGCUCCGACCAAACCGCCAACUCCUCCUGCCAGGAGCCCUGCGUGGAGACCUGCCAGUGUGACAACGGUUAUGUCCUGAGUGCCGGCCAGUGUGUCCCCGUGGGGAGCUGUGGCUGUGACUACAAUGGCCGCUACUACAAACCCAGUGAGGAGUUCUGGGACGAUGAGAACUGCCGCUCUCGGUGCAGGUGUGAUCCCAGCUUGGGCCUGGUGGUUUGCCAGGAGACCAGCUGCAAGUCCAGCGAGAGAUGUGCCGUGAUCAACGGGGUCCGUGACUGCUACCCAAUCAGCUACUCUACAUGCACGGCCUCCGGGGACCCUCAUUACACCACCUUUGAUGGAAAAAAGUACGAUUUCAUGGGCACCUGCAUCUACCAGUUGGCUGGGGUCUGCUCCGAGGACCCCACGCUCAUCCCGUUCAAUAUCAAGGUGGAGAAUAACAACCGCGGCACCAAGGCUGUGUCCUACACCAAAGCGGUGACCUUGGAGGUGUACGGCAGAAACAUCACUGUGAGCCAGCAAUAUCCCCGCAAGAUCAAGGUGGAUGGAGUCUUCAUGGACCUGCCUUUCUACCAUGAGGAGAAACUACAGGCCUAUGUCAGCGGAGCCCAAGUCCUCAUCAAGACCGCCUUCGACCUGAGGGUGACCUUCGACGGGAGCAGCCUGGUCCGGGUCACCGUGCCCAACACCUACGCCAACGUCCUCUGCGGCCUGUGUGGUGACAACAACCAAAGUGCUGGUGACGACCUGACCAUGAGGGACGGGAGCCGGGCGGCCAACGCCAUCCAGUUUGCAGAGAGCUGGAAGGUGGGGGAGGUCCCUGGAUGCUUGCCCAGUUGCACCAAGGACUGCCCAGUCUGCAGUGAGGCUCAGAGACAACCCUACAAGGGAGAUCGGUACUGUGGGGUCAUCACCAGAGGGGAUGGGCCAUUCAGAGAGUGCCAUGAGGUCAUCGACCCAGCCCCCUUCUUCGACGACUGUGUCUUUGAUACCUGCCAGUACAAGGGUCACCGUGACGCUCUCUGCAGCGCGAUCAGUGCCUAUGUGACAGCCUGCCAGGCCAAGGGCAUCCAGAUAGGGCAGUGGAGAUCGGCCUCAUUCUGCAGCCCCACCUGCCCCCGUAACUACCACUAUGAGCUUUGUGGGAGUGGCUGCCCUGCCACCUGCCAUGGCCUCUCAGCGCCAGACGGUUGUGAUGCUCCCUGUGCUGAAGGGUGUUUCUGCGACGCCGGGUUUCUCCUGAGUGGAGACCGGUGCGUCCCCGUUGCUCAGUGCGGCUGUGUGCACCAGGGCAGGUACUACGGGAAGGGAGAGGAGUUCUACGCCAGCGCCUCCUGCCAGGAACGGUGCCGGUGCCAAGACAACGGGGUCGUUGAGUGCCGGGAGGCCUCCUGCGGAGCCAACGAGCAGUGCAGGGUGGAGAAUGGAAUCCUAGGCUGCCACGCCAUGGGCUGCGGCAAAUGUGUAGCAUCUGGUGACCCUCAUUAUCUGACCUUUGAUGGACGGGCCUUUGAUUUCCAAGGCACUUGCACUUACAGCUUAGCCAGAGUCUGCAGCAGUGACGCUGGGCUGGCAAACUUCUCCGUGGUGGUAGAAAAUGAGAGCUAUGGUAAUGGGCAAGUGUCAGUGGCACGGCUGGUGGUGGUCUCCGUUCAUGGUUACACCAUCACCAUGGAGAGGGGAAGGAAGUGGAAAGUGGAUGGGGAGCUCUACACUCUCCCACUGGCUAUGGACGACGGGAAACUUCAGAUCAACCAGGAGGGGAACAACAUCAUUGUUCAGUCUGCUUCUGGCCUCAAAGUCCUUUACGACACCUCCUAUUAUGUCCUAGUCUCCAUCCCCAGCUCCUACAAGGGACAUGUGUGCGGCUUGUGCGGCAACUUCAAUGGUGACAAGAACGACGACUUCCUGCUGCCCAGUGGGAGGAGUGCCCAGAACGCGGAUGAGUUCGGGGCCUCCUGGAAGGUGCCCGUUGAUGGCGCCACAUGCGCUGAUGGCUGUGGGGAAAGAUGUCCGGUCUGUGAUGCAGCUAAAACAGCGCCAUACCAGGUCGAUAGCUCCUGUGGGUUGAUCAAAGCGACAUCAGGUCCCUUUAAAUACUGUCACUCGCUGGUCAGCCCUACCGAGUAUUUCAACCAUUGUCUCUAUGAUAUGUGUGCUGCCAAUGGAGCAAGAGAAAUCCUCUGCCAGAGUAUCCAGGCCUACACGGCCGCGUGCCAGGCAGCUGGAGCCACAGUCAGUGCCUGGAGAACAGCCUCCUUCUGCCCUUUCACCUGCCCGGCCAACAGCCACUACGAGCUGUGCACUAGAUCCUGUGAUUUCACAUGUGCUGGCUUGUCCACCCCUGCCCAGUGCACUGCGAAAUGCUUUGAAGGCUGCCAGUGCGACGCCGGCUACGCAUUCAAUGGGGAAACGUGCACGUCCAUGGAAGGAUGCGGCUGCGUGCGUGACGGACGCUACAUCAAGGCCGGGGAGAGCAUCAUCUCCAGCGCUUGCUCCGAGAAGUGCACCUGCCAGGCCUCAGGCGGGCUCAUCUGUGAGCCACACAGCUGCCCCGACAAAGAGAUCUGUGCGCUCCAGGAUGGGGUGCGCAGCUGCGUGAAGCAGGAAGGCCGGUGCACACUGCUCCCCGGAGCCCAGCUCACCUCCUUCGACGGCGCCUCUGGAGGAGUUCUGUACAGUGGCGCUUACGAGCUGGCCUCUCUCUGCAACAACAGCGCCCCCUCCUGGUUCAGGGUGGUGGUGGACAUCAGGGCAUGCAGCGAUGGGGCAGCGAUGGCUGGGACAACCGCCUACAUUUUCUUCCAAGAUGCUUUCAUAGCUGUGAAAAGGAACAAGGAGACCUGGGUGAACGGGCGCCCAGUGCCGCUCCCGGUGAAGAUCUCCGAUGCUGUGUCUGUGCGUGAGUCUCAGGGCGGCGUGGCCGUGGUCCAGGCCUUGGGGAUGCAGGUUCUGUUCAGCCCCAGUGGGGAGGUGACAGUGAGGGUCAGCGAGAGCCUGGCUAACAAGCUGUGCGCAUCCUGCGGGAACUUCAAUGGCGACGUGUCCGACGACCUGCAGCUGCCCAGCGGGGGGGUUGCGGGGAACAUCACUGAGGUUAUCGAUGCCUGGAAGGCCAGAGACUUCUCCGGUUGUGACUUCUAAACAAAAUCCUGGCUGAUGAAGCAUCUUCCCUCCCUGGAGUGGACUCGCUGCCAUCUUAGCUAGGAAUUGCUCAUAGGGCC